Molecule: messenger RNA, 4398 nt
Organism: Peniophora sp. CBMAI 1063
Lineage: Eukaryota; Fungi; Basidiomycota; Agaricomycetes; Russulales; Peniophoraceae
Source: the annotation of a GenBank genome assembly
AUGGCGCACGCUCGCGCAUUAUGGAUUUCUUUGGCUCUCCUUCUGAUAUCUCUGGUAUGCGUGCGGGCGCAGGAGCCAGUGGUCACUCUCAAUCGCUUCCACAACUUGCCCGCUGCCCUCCUCUCGCUCGAUGACACUACGACUGCUAUGUACCACGACAUCAUCGAAGGGAACAUAUACGUGUCGCAAGAUGAGGGAAAGAGCUGGGAACGCGCCAACGGCGUUCCUCCGGGACAGGCUCUCAUGUUCUUCGAACACCCAUUUUACAACCGGAUGGCCUUUGCGCUCACCAAGGGAACGACGCACUACCUUACCGCGGACCGCGGCAAGACGUGGCGACCGUUCAAAGUGCCUAUCCCGCCAGCAUUUGUCACACGACCGCUCUCCUUCCACUCCGACAAGGAGAAGUACGAUCACAUCCUCUACCAGGGCACCAACUGCGAACGCUCGGGAUGGGGCGCCGUUUGCCACGACGAGACGUACUACACCAUCAACGCGUUCGCCGACGUAAAGCUCAUGCUCUCCGAGACGAGCCUGUGUCAGUUCGCGCACUCGUCUGCCGACUUCAAGCACAAUGCGCACGAGAACCUCGUUUACUGCGUUGCGUUUGACACCAGCAGCACCAGCGGCCAUCACUCCCUCUCCUCCUCCCGCCUUUUCUCUUCCACGGACUUCUUUGAGAAGGAGAACAAGGUCGAGGAUCUGGGCAUUGGAAAGAACGCUCGCGGCGUUGUCGCACUCGCCAUAGUCUCUAAGUUCGCCGUUGUAGCGCUCAAAGACGUGACUGGCGCAGGCGACAUGUUGCUGUACGCGACUGUGGACACGGUGAACUGGGCCAAGGCGCAGUUCCCACAAACCAGCUCUGCGCGCCUUCGCGAGAACGGAUACACGAUCGUGGAGAGCACUACGCAUAGUCUGGCGGUCGAUGUUAUGCUGGGCGAGCAGGGCGCCGUUGGCACCAUGUUCGUAAGCAACAGCAACGGGACAUUCUUCGUCGAAAGUCUGAAGGACACGAACCGGAACGAGAUGGGCUUUGUGGACUUCGAGACGCUCGUAGGCAUUGAGGGUGUAGGAAUUGCGAACGUUGUCGCGAAUGCGCAGGAUGUUGAGGGUCGAGGCGCGUCCAAGAGGUUGAGGAGCAUGAUCACGUACGACGAUGGAUCAAGCUGGAGUACACUUCGUGCGCCGUCUACGGAUAGCGAGGGAAAGCGCAUUGGGUGCGACCCCGCAGACGCGGAUGUCUGCGCGUUGCACCUCCACUCCGUCACCAUGCCGCAUAACUUCGGGCGGGUAUUCAGCUCUACGGCGCCUGGUCUUGUUAUGGGCGUUGGAAAUGUGGGCGAGUACCUCAAGCCGUACGAGGAGUGCGAUACCUUCCUGUCCACCGACGCUGGUAUCACUUGGAAGAUGGUCAGGCGGGACGCGCACAUUUACGAGUUCGGCGACAAAGGCUCUGUCAUUGUCGCAGUGAACGACGAGGAGCCUGUCGAUGCCGUGCGCUACAGCACUGACAUGGGCAAGAGUUGGAAGAGCGCCAAGUUGCCGACGAAGAUCAGGGCGAGGGCGUUGACGACCGUGCCGGACAGCACGAGUCAGAAGUUCAUGCUUCUUGGGCAGCUAGGAAGGGGUGAUGCAGAUGAUAGUGGGCGCUAUGUUGUUGCCCAUCUGGACUUUGCGCCGGUGAGGGGACGGCAGUGCGGAGAGGAUGACUUCGAGAAGUGGUACGCGAGGAGUAAGGAUCACUCGUGUCUUAUGGGCCAUAAGCAAUGGUACAAGAGGCGCAAGCCGGACGCGGACUGCUAUGUUGGGAAGAAGUUCGAAGACCCGGUGGAGCAUGAGGAGAGUUGUCCUUGCGUCGACUCGGACUUUGAGUGCGACUAUAACUUCGUACGCCACAACGACCAAUGCGUGCCUGUCGGCCCCGAACCCAUCCCGGCGGGCGUGUGUCCCGACAAGAACUCGAAGUUCAUGGGCUCCUCCGGCUUCCGCCUCAUCCCAGGUAACACCUGCGACCGCGACCGCGGCGUGAAGAAAGACGAAAAGGUCGAGAAGAGCUGCGCGAAUGCGGCGCCGGAGGAAGGAUCAGUUAUCCAUCAGACGUUCGACUUCCCGUCCCGCAUCGUCCAGCACGCAUACUUCAAGGAUGAGAAGACAACGAUUCUUGUGCGCCUCGACAGCGGUGAUAUCUACCAAAGUCAGAACGAGGGCUACACCUGGAACCAGAUUCAACCAGGCAACAGGUUCCUCGCGUUCUACCAUCACUCGUUCACGCACGACCGCGCUUACCUCAUCACGGCUGGCAAGGAGUACUAUUAUACCACCGAUACAGGCCGCAAUUGGAAUCCGCUCAACGCUCCAACACCGCCAAACACGUUUGGCGCACAGGUCUUACGCUUCCAUCCCGAGAACAGCGACUACUUGAUCUGGGUCGGUAACGAAGGCUGCGAUGGCAUGCAGAAGGACUGCCGUGCUGUGGCGCACUACAGUCGCGAUAACGGCCGAAAGUGGUACAAGGUCGAGGACUACGUCCGCAACUGCGCUUGGGCCCGCGAUUCGGCAUUCCGCGUCGAUCCUAGCGAGAUCAUCUGCGAAAGUUACAGGGACAAGAAGGGCAACCAGCGAUUCUUCAACCCCGGCAAUAACGCGCUCGAGCUUUGGACUGGACCGACAUUCUACGCUAAUAAGCACCGCGUAUUCGAGCAUGUCGUCGGCUUCACCAAGUUCUCGGAGUACCUCAUCGUCGCAGAAUAUCAGCCCGAGCACGGCAACCUCGAUCUGCAAGUUUCGCUCGACGGUCUUCGGUUCUCCGCUGGCCAAUUCCCACCAUCGAUGCGCCCGGACUCGCAACACGCGUACACAAUCCUGGAGAGCAGCACCGAUAGCGUAUUUCUCCAUAUGACGACACAGGAGCCGCCUGGUCCCGCAUGGGGCACGAUCCUGAAGAGUAACUCCAACGGGACGUACUACGGUGUUAGCAUCCAAAAUGUGAACCGGGACGAGCGGGGAUACGUUGAUUUCGAGAAGAUGAUCGGGUUGGAUGGUAUCGCGCUCAUCAACGUCGUCACGAACCCUGAUACAGCGAAGGUUGAGGGGAAGAAGGUCCUUCAGACUAGGAUAUCGCAUAACGAUGGAGGUUCUUGGAAGGCGCUUAGUCCGCCUUUGAAGGAUAGUCAUGGGAACGAUUACCCGUGCAACUACGUUGGGUGCACCCUGAACCUGCAUGGGUAUACCGAGCGCUACGAUCCCCGCGCGACAUUCAGCACGCCAAGUGUGGUCGGCCUUAUCAUGGCGGUCGGAUCGGUCGGCGAGCAGCUAUCGCCGUACACUGAGAGCGAUACGUUCCUCAGCCGCGACGCGGGUUUCACGUGGGAAGAGGUCCACAAGGACGCGCACCUGUGGGAGUUUGGCGAUUCGGGAAGUGUGCUGGUCAUGGUCAACGACGAGGGCCCGACGGAUACGGUGCUAUACACCACCAACGAGGGCCUGGAGUGGCAGGAGUACCGUUUCACCGACGAGAAGAUCCGCGUAAGGUCCAUUGUCACGGUUCCGAGCGAUACAAGCCGGCGCUUUAUUCUGCUUGGAGAGAAGAGUGGAACGAAGGGCACGACUGCCAUCCAUCUGGACUUCAGCGCGCUCACGACGCAGAAGUGUGUCCUCGACAUCGAGAAUCCCGGUGACGAUGACUUCGAGCUUUGGAGUCCCAGCGAAGAGCGUGAAGAGCGCUGUCUCUUUGGCCGUCAGACUCUGUAUCACCGUCGUAGGAGAGACCGCAAUUGCGUGGUCGGCAAUCAGCCCAAGGCGACGGAGAAGAUCGUGAAAGAUUGCACCUGCCUCGAGACUGACUUCGAGUGCGAGUUCAACCACGAGCGUAACGAAGAGGGCAAAUGCGUGCUGGUUCCAGGACUCUCGCCGCUACCAGACGAUACCACCUGCCAACCCGAUACCGAUUCGUGGUUCGAGCGCACGGCGUACCGGCGCAUCCCGCACUCAUCGUGCAAGGAGGGUGUGCGUCUUGACCGCGGCAAAGAACACACAUGCCCUGGCUUGCGUGGACAUGGAUUCUUCUUCUGGCUGUUCAUGCUCAUGCUGCCCUUCGCCUUUGUCGCGCUCGGCGUCACUUGGUGGUACCGUCGCAGCGGCAUGGCAACUGGAACGAUUCGUCUACCCGGAGGUGGCGAUUCGCGCCCGCGCGGUUUCAGCUCAGAGGCCGGCUUCAUGGACAACCUCACGUCUGUACCUUGGUACGUCGUGGGUAUGGUGGGUAUCGCAUGGGAGAAAGUUGCGGAUACGGUCGAUGGCUGGACAGCGCGGUUCCGCCAUCGGACUGGAUAUGGGUACCGACACGUACCAGUCGACGCGGAUGCGCAGGUCUUACGGUUCGAGGAUGAGGAAGAGUAG